Messenger RNA from Grus americana (Whooping crane), 712 nucleotides. It is a transcript of the gene SELENOH, whose product is annotated as selenoprotein H. Gene Ontology annotation, cellular component: Golgi apparatus. The transcript has 5 exons. The record is from RefSeq and is a predicted model, not a curated record. Lineage: Eukaryota; Metazoa; Chordata; Aves; Gruiformes; Gruidae.
CGCGGGCUCCGGAGCGCCGUUCAGCCCCGACACCACCGCGCCCCCCCCCCCCCCCCCGCGCUCGCCCGAGUGGCGGAGGCCGGCGCGGUGCCCCGUGAUCCCGGCACGUGGUCGGCGCGGCGCGGCAGGAUGGCUCCCCGCGGGAGGAAGCGCGGGGCCCGGCAGCCGCCGGCGGCCGAGGCACCGGAGCAGGCGGGUGCCCCGCAGAAGCGGGCGCGCUCCCAGGCCGAGGGCAGCCCGGGGGGCACCGGCCCCCGCAUCGUCAUCGAGCACUGCAAGAGCUGACGGGUGUUCGGGCGCAACGCGGCGGCAGUGAGCGAGGCCCUGCGCGGGGCCGUGGCCCACCUCCCCGUGGAGAUCAACCCCCGGCAGCCGCGCAGGAACAGCUUCGAGGUGUCCCUGGUGAAGGAGGACGGCAGCACCGUGGAGCUGUGGAGCGGCAUUGGGAAGGGGCCCCCCCGCAAGCUGAAGUUCCCCCAGCCAGAGGCUGUGGUGGAAGCCCUCAAGAGCAGCUUGGCGUAGAGGCGGCGGCCAGCCAGGCCAGGACCGGCACCCGCGGCACGAGCAUCCAUGAAGAGGCGAGACAAAGUGGGGAGCACCCGCCCCAGUCCCGUCUCCGAUGCUGCAGCUCUGCCACAGGCAGCCAUCGCUGGACCCCCGGCUCCCCCUUGUUUCCCCCGCCAUUCCCCAAUAAAGCUUGGCAGCCCCACGA